UGCAAGAAACACCAGAGAGACCAAUAAACAAACAAGUCCUUCACAUAUUUUCGUCUUACGUAGCUUUUGGUGGAACAUUAACGAUAGCCUACGCAAAACAAUUUAACGGAAUUUCUCUAAGCUGUUUCCCCCUCUGCCAUAGGGGGGAGCAGUCAUAUGAUUGCUUGAGGGCGGCGGCAUUUCGCACCACCUUACUGUAGCUCACUGCCUGACACAAGUCCUGGGACCUCUUGAACUCUGUAUCGUCUUCUCUACUGUUUUUUGCGUGCAAACCCACCUCAGAACUACACGAAUUUGGACUGGGGCAUUGCAGUACAGUCCCUCUAAAUAGCAUAGCACCAGUCCUGCUUAUAAUUGUCUCACUUCAGAAGCAACGGAUUCUCUUCACUGAUUAGUUUUUAUUCUCCAUAUAAUGGGGAAAAGUGGACAGUCGGUGAGAUUUGGAACCGGAAUAAGAAGACUCUCCUUACGAAUGUCCACAUCACCUGGACUCAUUCUGCUGCUUGUGAUCAACAUUGUAACGGCACAAGUGGACGAUGACUUCCUGGGGCUGGGUGAGCUGCCAGAGACGUUCCCCUCGGACCCGCCGGAGCCCCUGCCUCACUUCCUCAUGGAGCCCGAGGAGGCCUACAUCGUCAAGAACAAGCCGGUGAACCUCUACUGCAAGGCCACCCCCGCCACGCAGAUCUACUUCAAGUGCAACAGCGAGUGGGUCCACCAGAAGGACCACACCGUGGAGGAGCGGGUGGACGAAACAUCAGGUCUGGUGGUACGUGAGGCCAGCAUCGAGAUCUCGCGGCAGCAGGUGGAGGAGCUGUUUGGGCCGGAGGACUACUGGUGCCAGUGCGUGGCCUGGAGCUCGGCCGGCACCACCAAGAGCCGCAAGGCCCACGUCCGCAUCGCAUAUCUCAAGAAGUCGUUUGACCAGGAGCCAUUAGGAAAGGAAGUCUCUCUCGAGCAGGAAGUGCUCCUACAGUGCCGUCCACCUGAGGGCAUACCUGCAGCGGAGGUCGAGUGGCUGAAGAACGAGGAGAUCAUCGAUCCGGCGGACGACCGUAACUUCUACAUCACCAUCGACCACAACCUGAUCAUCAAGCAGGCCCGCCUGUCCGACACGGCCAACUACACCUGCGUGGCCAAGAACAUCGUGGCCAAGAGGAGGAGCACCACCGCCACCGUCAUCGUCUACGUGAACGGAGGAUGGUCGACGUGGACCGAGUGGUCGGUGUGCAACAGCCGCUGUGGGCGGGGCUUCCAGAAACGGACACGGAGCUGCACCAAUCCGGCGCCUCUGAACGGCGGAGCUCCGUGUGACGGUGCGGCUAUACAGAAGCUGCCCUGUACUUCUCUCUGCACAGUGGACGGGGAGUGGAUGGAGUGGAGCAAGUGGUCGACGUGCGGCACCGAGUGCACACACUGGCGCCGGCGCGAGUGCAACAACCCAGCGCCCAAGAACGGGGGCAAGGACUGCGAGGGCAUGGUCCUGCAGUCGCAGAACUGCACAGAUGGGCUUUGCAUGCAGAGUCCGUAUCAGCUGUCCACUGAGCCUAAAGCCAAGAAUGAUUUUGGAGUGUCAUCCGCACCCAGCACAGACGACGUGGCCCUCUACGUGGGCAUUGUGAUUGCGGUCAUCAUGUGCCUGGUCAUCUCCGUCAUCGUGGCCCUCUUUGUCUACCGCAAGACCCACCGCGACUUCGAUUCGGACAUCAUAGACUCCUCAGCCCUGAAUGGGGGCUUCCAGUCGGUCAACAUCAAGACGGCACGUUCGGCCGACCUGCUGACCGCCCCGCCGGACCUGACCAACGCCGCCGCCAUGUACCGCGGGCCCGUCUACGCCCUGCACGACGUGUCCGACAAGAUCCCCAUGACCAACUCGCCGCUGCUCGACCCGCUGCCCAACCUCAAGAUCAAGGUGUACAACUCGUCCACGCUGGUGACCCCGCAGGACGAGCUGGCCGACUACGCGUCCAAGCUCUCGCCCAAGGUCACGCACUCGCUGCUGGACAACAGCGAGCCGAUGAUGGCGGCGAGCACGGCGGCGAGCGUGGCCAGCCUGCGCACCCAGACGCUGGCGCGCACGCGCGACCCCUCCUGCACCGCCGUGGGCUCCUUCAACUCCCUCGGGGGACACCUGAUCGUGCCCAACUCAGGUGUGAGCUUGUUGGUGCCAGCAGGAGCUGUUCCUCAGGGUCGCGUCUACGAGAUGUAUGUCACCGUCCAGAGGAAGGACAGCAUGAGGCCCCCUGUGGAGGACGUGCAGACGGUCCUGAGCCCCGUGGUGAGCUGCGGCCCCCCGGGGGCCCUCCUGACGCGGCCCGUCAUCCUCACCAUGCACCACUGCGCCGCCGCCAACAGCGAGGACUGGCACGUCCAGCUCAGCAGCCAGAUGCAGCAGGGCCAGUGGGAGGAGGUGGUGGUGGUGGGGGAGGAGAACUUCGCCACUCCCUGCUACGUCCAGAUGGACGAGGAGGCGUGCCACGUGCUCACCGAGACGCUGGGCACCUACAGCCUGGUGGGCCAGUCCAUCAGCAAGGCCACGGCCAAGCGGCUGAAGCUGGCCAUCUUCGGACCGGUCAGCACCACCGCCCUGGAGUAUCACAUCCGCGUGUACUGCCUGGACGACACGCAAGACGCCUUGAAGGAGGUGCUGCAGAUGGAGAAGCAGAUCGGAGGGAAGCUGCUGGACGAACCAAAGACGCUGAACUUCAAGGACAGCACCCACAACCUCCGCCUCUCCGUCCACGACAUCCCCCACGGCGAGUGGAAGAGCAAGCUGCUGGCCAAGUACCAGGAGAUCCCCUUCUACCAGGUGUGGAGUGGCUGCCAGCGAACCCUGCACUGCACCUUCACUCUGGAGCGCUUCAGCAUGGCCACCAUCGAGCUGGACUGCAAGCUCUGCGUCCGGCAGGUGGAGGGCGAGGGCCAGAUCUUUCAGCUCAACACCGCCCUCUCCGAGGACUCCCAGAGCAUUGACACGUCGCUGAUGGACCCGGCCAGCAACAUCACCACGCUGGUGGGGCCCAACGCCUUCCGCAUCCCCCUGUCCAUCCGCCAGAAGCUCUGCGGCAGCCUGGACGCGCCCCAGUCCCGCGGCAACGACUGGAGGAUGCUGGCGCACAAGCUCAACUUGGACAGGUACCUGAACUACUUUGCCACCAAGACGAGUCCGACGGGCGUGAUCCUGGACCUGUGGGAGGCGCAGCACUUCCCCGACGGCAACCUCAACCAGCUGGCCGCCGUGCUGGAGGAGAUGGGCCGCCACGACCACAUCGUCCCCAUGGUGAUGGAGCUGUGAGAGGGACCAAAGGAGAGCGGAAGCCCAGAGCCAUACGCCGCUACUCCCACACACACACACACACACACACGUGUACACAUACACACAUACACACACACACACACACACACACACACACACACACACACACACACACACACACACACACACACACACACACAUACACACAU
Molecule: messenger RNA, 3465 nt
Organism: Sardina pilchardus (European sardine)
Lineage: Eukaryota; Metazoa; Chordata; Actinopteri; Clupeiformes; Clupeidae
Gene: unc5ca
Product: unc-5 netrin receptor Ca
Exons: 18
Coding region: 413-3295 (960 amino acids)
Biological process (GO): netrin-activated signaling pathway; axon guidance
Cellular component (GO): membrane
Molecular function (GO): protein binding; netrin receptor activity
Source: RefSeq, a predicted model, not a curated record